Messenger RNA from Symsagittifera roscoffensis, 1836 nucleotides. RefSeq lists its product as uncharacterized. Gene Ontology annotation, molecular function: G protein-coupled receptor activity. Gene Ontology annotation, cellular component: plasma membrane. The record is from RefSeq and is a predicted model, not a curated record. The coding region runs from base 551 to 1513 and encodes 320 amino acids. The transcript is spliced from 8 exons. Lineage: Eukaryota; Metazoa; Xenacoelomorpha; Acoela; Convolutidae. Gene Ontology annotation, biological process: G protein-coupled receptor signaling pathway.
UGAGAUGCCAAUGAGAUAUAUAUAUAAUAAUGUAAAUUAAAACUUAUAUAAAAAGGAGCUGAAAAUACGAACCGAUCACUGGAGAAAUCUGUUAAUAGAGAGAGUAAUCCAAUCUUCAAAAUCACAAUUCUUCCAUCAUCGAGCCGCAAUUCCGAAGCCAUAACUGAGCUGGCCACAUCCUAAAUCUAAAAGUUUAAAUAGGCUUAGUUAUAGUCUACAGAUAUAACAUGGUCAUAGGUAUAAAUUUGUGAUACCCAGAACAAAACACCAAAUACUAAUGUUUCUCAACCAAUCUCUUUACUCAAAUUGUUUUAAUUCAAAUUUAUAAUUUGAUUACCAAUCCGGUCGAGCGGAGACGAUUGAUGCAGUUCCGAAGACACCAGCAAUCAGAGAAGGGGCGGCUUGUUGAAAAAAAAAACUAGAGGCAGCAUCGCGCACAGAAGGCACUACAACUUUGUGGAACCAGUGGCUGAUUUCAAGAGGGAAACGAUGUGUUGUGGUUUCAGUCUCCACGCUUUUGAUACUAUGUCUCUCGUUUUUUGGGCUGGGAAUGAACUGUGGCGUCGUGUUCACUGUCAAGUUCGGCCGAGUCACUCAGAGGAAGAAUGCGGCCAAGGUCAUCUGCAGCAUGUCUCUCUGCAACAUAUUCUACCUCUUAUUCGUCAUCAUAUUCGCUGUGCCCAUGAGGUUUGGCCUCUCGGGGGACUGGAAUUCUUUCUGCCUCAUGUGUCACCUGGCCCAGGUGGGCAGCAAUGCACCCAAGGCAGUCAUCACAGCACACCACUUGGUCAUUGCAGUCGACACCUUCUGGCUCAUUAAAAAGCCGUUCGAGUAUGCCAAUCUGAGCAUAUUGCACAUGAGGCAGUAUCUUUGGAUGUCGUGGGUGGUCCCGGGACUCUAUGUGCUGGUGUUCGACUCCCUCACCCUCUGUUUCUACGAGACACUCUCGCUCAACAAAUGCACUCCGAGAGCCGACCAACACUACUCGAUGGUACCUGACCUGGUGAACAUCCUGGUCAACUUCGCCCUCUACUCCCUCGCACUAGGCUACAUCAUGUUCCUCUACGCCCAAGUAUUCAGUGAGGCACUUGGUCGAAUGCGGAGACGCCAUUUCCCCCAUGGUGAAAGACGGGCAUCUUUGACCUCCGACUGCGCAAUUGCGUGUAUGGAGACUUACAAACAGGAGAUGCGUUUGAUCCGUGGCUUCGUAGUGCUGGUGGUGGCUGCUCUGAUGACUGCAUGUAUCCGCAACAGCUACUACCUCGUCUGCUUCAUCAUUGGCUGUGACGACUCCUGCUCAUCGGGCGGCAGAUGGCGUGAUACAGUGUUCAGCACAUUCACAGGCUGCAGUCUCCUGCUAGUCACCUGCUUCACCCCCUACGCGUACUUCUAUCGCAAUCCACUCUUUCAGAAGGCAUUCUACGAUCUACUUCGCGACAAAGUCUGCAGACGGGGCAACAGGGCCAGCAGACCCCCGUCCACUAAAGCGAUAGAGCUGCUGGCCAAAGCAUGAGUCAUAUCUGAUCGGAGUGUGGUGAUUUUAGAGGAAGUCAUUCGGGGAACUAUCAAUUUGAUGUCAUAAUUCUUCUAUUUGAUGCAGUUUUAGAUGUUCAGUUUUCGAUGUUUUAAUGUAAAGAUUUUCCCUCUGUCUCAUUGUAAUAGUUCUAAAAUCUUUUCCUGUUUCAGUUUUCAGCAUUAAAAUGUAUGGGUUUGUCUUGUCGAUUGAUAGCAAUGUUGCCGCUCUGCAUUGGUUAAGUGUUUUGACCAAAUUUUUAAAUUUCUCUUGAGACUUGUUUCACAAUUUUUGUUCGAAGAAAGUGCGGAAUAUCUAUGCUC